AUGUCGUCCAUCGAACGGCUGUUUGCCCGCCGCCGCUGCUAUAGCACCCUCCCCUAUUGCACAGGGAACGAGGCUGGUAUCACCUUUGCAAGGCCCCCACAGCAAUUACCUACUUGCGCGCUAACGUGUGAACGCCAUCGCCCACCAUGGCAAAGGAAAUGA
Bipolaris victoriae FI3 is the source of this 162-nucleotide messenger RNA. RefSeq lists its product as hypothetical. The record is from RefSeq and is a predicted model, not a curated record. The transcript has a single exon. The coding region runs from base 1 to 162 and encodes 53 amino acids. Lineage: Eukaryota; Fungi; Ascomycota; Dothideomycetes; Pleosporales; Pleosporaceae.